AUGACUUCAUCUGGGGUUGUGGCAAAAAGGGAUGAGGUCAAGGUCCAAAAGAACAACAUAUUACAUCCCUGUUCUUGUCCCGACGUAAAUCCAGCUCCUAUCAUAAUCAACAUCAAAAUGGCCCAAGAAGCAGCUUCCAAGGGCGGCAACAGCAGUCGCAACCAAACAACAUCAUCCGUCGCUGGAGGCACAAGUGCCGCACCCACACCAGCCAACAAUGUAGGUGGCGGCUCUGGCAUGGGAGACACGGUCUGGAACUCAGGCGACGACCAGGGGCCAGGCCAUGCAGACGCAACCGACGCCAGAUCAACGAUGGGUAGGUUCCUCGGUCUCAAUGACCAGAAAUCGCGCGCCCAGAACAAAUAUCUUCAGCGAGCAGGCUUGGCCGGCGACAGUUCCAGUUCCACGAAUAGUGGGGAGCCGACUUGUGCUAGUGAGGAUCAUUCAUUUAUGGGUCGUCAGCCUGGUGAGGCGGAUACUUUGCCUGGUUGGCAUACUAUUAGGGAUAAGACUGGCUUGAACCUUGGCCCGGGCAGGUAA
Molecule: messenger RNA, 540 nt
Organism: Penicillium canescens
Lineage: Eukaryota; Fungi; Ascomycota; Eurotiomycetes; Eurotiales; Aspergillaceae
Exons: 5
Coding region: 1-540 (179 amino acids)
Source: RefSeq, a predicted model, not a curated record